AUAAUUAUUAAUUAAGUAAUCACAGAAAGAAGCAGUGAAGUUCAAAGUAUCCCUGAAAAAUCCAAAAAUAUUUGCAGCAGGCAACUCAUUUCGUAGCAUUGCUCAUAUCCAGAGAACACAAAGAAGCGCCUUCUUCCUCAGUGCAGCUUCAGCAUUCGUUGAUGUGGGAGAGACAAUAACCUUACGUAUCAGAAUCAAACUCAUUCUAUGGCUAUUUGCAGUUAUCAACGUUUUCAUUUUUAGAUUAAGAACUAUGCCUCGGAAAGUUAACUAUGGGGUUGAUUACGAUGAUGAUGAUGAUUAUGAUGACUAUGAUGAAUAUGACUAUGGCUAUGAAGUAGAAGAAAACGUGGAAGCACCUUCUGAGGAAGAAACUAUCAAUCAUGGUGUGUGGCGUUGCUCCAUUUGUACUUACGAUAAUGAUGCAACCUUGUCAGCAUGUGAUAUUUGUGGGGUUCUUCGCAGUCCUUUGGUCAACAACUCCACCUAUGAUGGGAAGAAAACAGUUGAUGGCAUAUGCAAAGAUUCUGGAGUAUCUACUAUGGCCAAGUCUCUUUUUGCAUCACUGCCGCAACAGAUGUCCAAAAAAGCUGUAGAUUCUCAGCAACAGAAUGAUGGUUUUGUGGUGAAAGAGGGCAAUAACUUCCACCCACUUGGGAAUAUCCAAGGACAAUUUCAUGAAUUCCAUAAAGCUUAUAGUUCUCCUACCCAUUCCCGUAUUAAUAUAGCCCCUUUCAAGUUUGAUGUUCCAUCUCCAGAUGAUGUGGUUUCCAAUGGACUGCGUUCCUCCAAAUUGGGUUCGAAAGCCAACAUUUUUGACUCAAAAUCUUCCAAAGUUUCCUCAAGUGUGGUCGGGAAGAAUGAGGCAGCUAAAGUACAAUUAAGUACUAAAAGGUCAGGUAGUUCAUAUGACUCAACAGCAAAAGACAAGCACAAUAGACUGGAUGAGAUAAUUUCUUCGAAGAAUCUAGAAGUUGAUGCAUUGUCAAGUUCCAGAAACUCAGAUAACUCCUCUGCAUCAAUGCCAAAAGGCAGGAUUGAUAUUGUGGAUGAAAGCAUUGUUGUGGAUAAUCUGCGAUCUAGCGUUAAAAGGUCAUCAUUGAUGCCAAAAGAAAUACAUAAUAUGGUGGAUGAUAGCAGCUCUUCAAGGAAUGGAGGUGAGGCACAUAGUCUCACCAGUAAUGUGAAAAACAUGUCUUUGGCUGCUAAAUCCGGGCACUCAAAGGAUACAAGUGCUGGAAGAGCAAAUUCAUAUGCUCAGUAUAAACCAGAAGAGUGGAUGCUCCCUGAAAAAGCAGAAGAUUCACUGACUCAACUGAAUCUUGCAAUUGUUGGGCAUGUUGAUUCCGGAAAAUCAACACUCUCUGGUAGACUGCUUCACCUUUUGGGACGAAUAUCCCAAAAAGAAAUGCACAAAUAUGAAAAGGAGUCAAAAUUGCAGGGCAAAGGAUCCUUUGCUUAUGCUUGGGCGUUGGAUGAGAGUGCUGAAGAAAGGGAAAGGGGAAUCACUAUGACUGUGGCUGUGGCUUAUUUUGAUUCAAAAAGAUAUCAUGUUGUUGUCCUUGAUUCCCCAGGGCACAAAGAUUUUGUUCCAAACAUGAUAACUGGAGCAACACAAGCUGAUGCUGCAAUUCUUGUCGUAGAUGCUUCUAUUGGUUCAUUUGAAGCUGGUAUGGACGGCGCAAAAGGACAGACAAGGGAGCAUGCACAACUCAUCAGAAGUUUUGGUGUUGAUCAAAUUAUAGUUGCAGUUAACAAGAUGGAUACUGUAGAGUAUUCUAAGAAUCGAUUUGACUUUUUAAAAUCACAGCUUUGGACAUUUCUCCGCUCUUGUGGUUUCAAGGAUUCCUCUGUUUCAUGGAUUCCACUGAGUGUUGUAGAAAAUCAGAAUUUAGUGGCUGCACCUUCUGACGUUCGUUUAUCGUGGUAUCAUGGACCUUAUCUAUUAGAUGCAAUUGAUUCCUUCCAACCUCCUACAAGAGAUUUUUCAAAGCCUCUACUUAUUCCUAUAUGUGAUGUUAUAAGAUCACCUUCACAGGGGCAGGUGUCUGCUUGUGGCAAGUUGGAGGCUGGAGCUGUUCGAAGUGGAUCAAAGGUUUUAGUCAUGCCAUCUGCAAAUAUAGCAACGGUGCGUUCCUUAGAACGUGGUUCCCAGGCUUGUACAAUUGCAAGAGCUGGGGACAAUGUAGCUGUCAACCUACAUGGAAUAGAUGGAAAUCUCGUGUUGGCUGGUGGAGUGUUAUGUCACCCUGAUUUUCCAGUUGCAAUAGCAAAACAUUUGGAGUUGAAGGUGCUUGUCUUGGAUGGUGCAACCCCAAUUUUAAUCGGUUCUCAGUUGGAGUUUCAUAUACACCAUGCAAAGGAGGCUGCAAGAGUUGCAAAAAUAUCAUCAUUACUUGAUUCAAAGACUGGGAAAGUCACAAAGAAAGCACCCCGCUGCAUUGUUGCUAAGCAGAGUGCAGUAGUUGAGGUGAUAUUGCAUGAACCGGUUUGCGCGGAAGAGUUUUCAAAAUGCAAAGCCCUUGGAAGAGUGUUUCUUAGAACAUUAGGAAGAACGGUUGCUGUGGGCAUCGUGACUCGAAUAGUUUAGGAGCAGUAAUAGUUUUCACAUGUGGUCGUACACUUCAACAGCUUUCAACCAUUAGACUUCCUUUCUUGGUGAACGGCCACCUUGGUUGGAGACAAACUUUCUGUACUACUAUUCAAGAUUCACAACGAAGGUACUUAUAAAACAUUAAAAAAGAACAAAGCCAUUUCUUUUUUACGGCUUGUAUACUCCAUGUUUGUUGUAGAGACAGAUUUAAAGCUUUAGUCUGUACCAUUUCUGGUCGGGCUGUACAAUCAGUUUGAUUGAUUCUUUAUAUAGUAUUAAGGCUUAGAGAAAUAUGCAGAUCUUCUACCU
Theobroma cacao (cacao) is the source of this 2902-nucleotide messenger RNA. RefSeq names its product Translation elongation factor EF1A/initiation factor IF2gamma family protein. Gene Ontology annotation, molecular function: GTP binding; GTPase activity. The record is from RefSeq and is a predicted model, not a curated record. NCBI's taxonomy places the organism in Eukaryota, Viridiplantae, Streptophyta, Magnoliopsida, Malvales, Malvaceae.